UUUAAUGUUAAUCAACGAGAACACUUAUAGUUUUCGUUUUACCUAUCAAAUAUUACAUGUGAUAGUUUGUAAUAAAGUCUUUAUUUUACUUUGUUAAAUAUUUUUAAUUUUAAGAAUGGAGGAUUCGUAUAUUAAUUCACUGAAUAAUUUGUGUAAUACUUAUGACUUAUUAGUUGAAAAAGGAAAGAAAAAUGAUGUGCUGUUGGUUGUUCAUGAAUCCUUUGCUACUACUGAACUUGAAAAAAUGAUUCAAUAUUUUUCUGAUAAAAUCAAUAUAAUAUAUAUCAAUCCAUUAAAAAUAAAUUCAAAUUUUGAUGGAGAGUUCAAUGUUAUUUUAUCUGGAUUUUUUGGACCUGAAAUUAAUGUCAUAAAUAAUUUUGAUUUAUUGGCUAAAUAUGUCAAACUGCUAUUAGCCGGUGGUCAAUUAUUUGUAAAAACUAAUGAAGCUUCAGAAGACCAAUUAAUAAAAUGUUUAAAAACUAGUGGAUUUCUAAAUGUUACAAAAAGUAAAAUUCCUGGUAUAAUUAUAGGCACGAAAGCAUUAUAUGAGGUUGGGUCUAUUGAUAAAGUUAAUCUUAAAAACAAUUUAAAUGAUGUAAUUUCUGCUUGGAAAGUAGACAAUGAUGAUGCUACAGAAACCAUAUCAGAAGAAGACUUAUUGGAAGCAGAUGAUUUAAAAAAACUAGACUCUGCAUCAUUGAAAGUAUGUGCUACAACUAAGAAACGUAAAGCCUGUAAAGAUUGUACUUGUGGAUUAGCUGAAGAACUUUCUACGGGCGAAACACAGAAUGAAUCCUCAAAAACCGAUACAGCAAAUGCAAAAUCUUCUUGUGGAAGUUGUUAUUUAGGUGAUGCAUUUCGAUGUGCUACCUGUCCAUAUUUAGGUAUGCCAGCUUUCAAACCAGGAGAAAAAGUUCAACUUGCUGGAAAUUUAUUGCAAGAUGAUUUUUAAUUAGUAUUUUAUAAUUACAUUAAUUUAUAAUCAUUUAUUGCAAAUAAAUAUAUUCCUAUAAUUAUAUUAGAACAUAAGGUGUCAGUGUAAUAAAAUAAAUACAGAAUAGCUUUAUUUAAU
Molecule: messenger RNA, 1072 nt
Organism: Daktulosphaira vitifoliae (grape phylloxera)
Lineage: Eukaryota; Metazoa; Arthropoda; Insecta; Hemiptera; Phylloxeridae
Gene: CIAPIN1
Product: anamorsin homolog
Exons: 5
Coding region: 116-952 (278 amino acids)
Biological process (GO): iron-sulfur cluster assembly
Cellular component (GO): cytoplasm
Molecular function (GO): iron-sulfur cluster binding
Source: RefSeq, a predicted model, not a curated record